Messenger RNA from Suillus clintonianus, 924 nucleotides. RefSeq lists its product as uncharacterized. The coding region runs from base 1 to 924 and encodes 307 amino acids. The record is from RefSeq and is a predicted model, not a curated record. The transcript is spliced from 2 exons. NCBI's taxonomy places the organism in Eukaryota, Fungi, Basidiomycota, Agaricomycetes, Boletales, Suillaceae.
AUGUCAGUGCCAUUGAGUCCACGGUCGUUGCUUGUUGCUUUCUCGUUUGUCCGUCCCCCUUCAUAUUUGCUUGGUGCUGUCUUGCCUGCUCGCACAUGUGGCGUACCUGAAGACUCGUUGGUCCCGCGCCUUUAUGGGCGCAUUCUGACGAUGUCAGUGCCAUUGAGUCCACGGUCGUUGCUUGUUGCUUUCUCGUUUGUCCGUCCCCCUUCAUAUUUGCUUGGUGCUGUCUUGCCUGCUCGCACAUGUGGCGUACCUGAAGACUCGUUGGUCCCGCGCCUUUAUGGGCGCAUUCUGACGAUGUCAGUGCCUUUGAGUCCACGGUCGUUGCAUAUUGCUGGCUCGCUUGUACGACCUCCUUCAUAUCUGUUUUUUCUUCGCAUGUCCGACCUGCAUGCCUGCUUAUCCACGCCUGUGCGCACUUGUGACGUACCUGACGACUCUGCCAUUGAGUCCACGGUCGUUGCUUGUUGCUUUCUCGUUUGUCCGACCUCCUUCCACAUGCGCUUGUCCUGGCUUGUUGCUGUCUCGCCUGUGCGCACAUGUGACGUACCUGAAGACUCGUUGGUCCCGCGCCUUUAUGGGUGCAUUCUGACGAUGUCAGUGCCUUUGAGUCCACGGUCGUUGCUCGUUGCUAUCUCGCGUGUUCGUCCUCCUUCAUGUUUGCUUGUUACUGUCUUGCCUGCUCGCUCAUGUGACGUACCUGAAGACUUGAUGGUCCCGCGCUUUCAUGAGCGUAUUCUGACGAUGUCAGUGCCUUCGAGUCCACGGUUGUUCAUCUUGUGGCUCGCAUGUACGUCCUCCAUAUCUGCUUGUCCUCGCCUGUCCGUCCUGCACGCCCGCUCAACACCUGUCACUGUCUCGCGUAUCCGAUCACCUGCAUAUCUGCUUGUCUUCACUGCUUCGCACUUGUGGCAGACCUGA